UGCGUGGACUAGCUAUGCUGCCUGCUGACAAGAAACCUGCUGAAAUCCGCAAGGCUAAUGCGGAGAAGAAGCUUGCUGCCCAGGCAGCGAAAAAUAAGGAUGGGAGCAAGGUGCCCCAUUCCAUUUCCAAAUUAAUAAGGCCUCGGCCUGGAGAGGAGCCGCCUAUCCACAAUAAGGCUAGGAAGACCUCCUCCUCGACAGUACCCAGCCGUUUGACGGUUGGGGGUAAAUCUGUCAAAAACCUCGGCCUGGGGUUUGAUCUAACGACGAGGCAGCCAGAUGUUCCUGAGAAGGAGACGGCGCCGCCUAGGGCAUCCGGCGCUUCUGAACCGGCUGAGGGCAGUUGCGACCCUCUGCCUACAUCCCAAGGUAUUAUUGACCCCUUCAACCCUUCUUUGCUUGGCAAGCCUAUGCGGGUCAAGUCGCACUCCCAGCUCCAGCCAGAAGACUCUUCUGGCAGCCGGCAGCCGAUAGGAGGGAAGAAUGUUGCCUUCUCACCAUCUUUUUCUGGUGCAGAUCACUUCCCUCGCUGGCCGGAUGUACAGAGGUACGCUCGGGCCAUACUGAAGGCCGUACCCAAAGAAGAGAAAGAGGCGAUCCCAGGGAUCCACACCUUCAAUGCCGACCAGGUUCUGGCCGGACUGUCUAAGUCAAUGCUGCGCGUGGAGGGGCUCAAGAAAGCCUACGCUCGCAAGUGUGAGGAGGUAAGACUGGCUAAACGGGAUGCGUCUGACGCCCAUAACGUUGCCCAGUAUUCCAUGAUUAUGCAUGAAUUAAAAACUAAAAGCAUAAUCAUGCAACAGGCGGACUCCAUCAAAACCCUCCAAAAAUCUCUCGAUGAGGCCCACACCAAGAUUUUCAACAUACAGGCGGCCAAAGAGAAUGCUGAGGCGGAGUUGAAGAAGGUGACCGACUCUUCCAAACUUCUAGAGGUGGCCAGGAAGGAGAAUACAAAUCUCCUAGCCGAUAACGUCCGUUUGAAGGAGGCGGCAGCCAAGGCCAGCAACAAUUUCAAGGCUACGUUGGAGGCUGAACAGAGUCGGCUCAUUGAAGAGAAUGAGCAAGACUGCGUCGCUCGAAUGCAAAAGGCUUGGUCCCUGGUUCAUCCGGACACGGAGUACACCGUCUGGGAACUUGCCUACAAAUACGCUGAUCUUGCCAUUGAGGCCGAGGAAUCGCAGCAGCCGGCUCCAGAGCCUUAUGAGGAGUGGGUCCAGAAGCAAAUCGAGGCCAUGCAAGCGGAGAUCGACUCAUAAGGGGGAGAGAAACAA
This is a messenger RNA of Chenopodium quinoa (quinoa), 1271 nucleotides long. RefSeq lists its product as uncharacterized. The record is from RefSeq and is a predicted model, not a curated record. The transcript has 3 exons. NCBI's taxonomy places the organism in Eukaryota, Viridiplantae, Streptophyta, Magnoliopsida, Caryophyllales, Amaranthaceae. The coding region runs from base 15 to 1256 and encodes 413 amino acids.